UCAGAGGAAUUAAAGUUUAAUGAUGAGAGAAGUGAUCUCUAUUCAUAUCGGACAGGCUGGUGUUCAAAUGGGGAAUGCUUGUUGGGAAUUGUACUGCCUGGAGCAUGGAAUUCACCCUGAUGGUUCUCUACCUGAGGAUGAUUCUGUGGGUAUUGCAGACGACAGCUUUAAUACAUUCUUCAGUGAGACAGGAUCUGGUAAACAUGUACCCAGGGCUGUUUUUGUAGAUUUGGAACCUUCGGUCAUUGACGAGGUGAGAACAGGAACUUACAGGGCGUUGUUCCAUCCCUCUCAGUUAAUCACAGGGAAGGAGGACGCAGCUAACAACUAUGCAAGGGGUCACUAUACGAUCGGAAAAGAGCAGAUUGAAGUUACGAUUGAUCGAAUCCGACGAUUAGCAGAUCAGUGUAAAGGAUUACAGGGGUUUCUUGUAUUUAACUCCAUCGGAGGAGGAACGGGAUCAGGGUUUGGAUCUCUUCUCAUGGAACGAUUAGCAGUUGAAUAUGGAAAGAAGUCUAAGCUAGGUUUCCAUAUUUAUCCUGCUCCCCAGGUAGCUACUGCUAUUGUAGAACCCUACAAUGCAGUACUGUACACGCAUACCGCUCUAGAACACUCAGACUGCUCUUUCCUUGUAGAUAAUCAGGCUAUAUACGAUAUAUGCCGAGAUAACAUAGGAAUUACUAGACCAACAUAUACAAACCUAAAUAGAUUAAUUGCUCAGAUCAUCUCAUCUAUCACUGCAUCUCUCAGGUUUGACGGUGCAUUGAACGUGGACUUGAACGAGUUUCAAACGAAUCUUGUUCCCUAUCCAAGAAUUCAUUAUCCAUUGGCUACCUACGCACCACUAGUUUCUGCAGAAAAAGCCUUCCAUGAGAGCAUGGAUGUUGCUCAAAUUACAAAGGUUUGCUUUGAACCAAACAAUCAGAUGGUUAAAUGUGAUCCUAGGAAAGGGAAGUACAUGGCGGUUUGCUUGUUGUAUAGAGGAGAUGUUGUACCCAAGGACGUGAAUGCAGCAAUCAAUGCCGUAAAACAAUCUAAGACGAUUGAGUUUGUGGAAUGGUGUCCCACAGGGUUCAAGGUUGGAAUUAACUACCAGCCUCCGACAGUAGUACCUGGAGGAGAUCUAGGAAAAACACCUCGAGCAGUUUGUUGUUUAUCUAACACAACAGCAAUCAUGGAAGCCUGGGCUAGACUAGAUCAUAAGUUUGAUAUAAUGUAUGCAAAGAGAGCUUUCGUUCAUUGGUAUGUCGGGGAGGGUAUGGAGGAAGGAGAGUUUAGUGAAGCAAGAGAGGAUCUUGCUGCUCUGGAACUGGAUUAUCAAGAGGUUGGCUCUGAAAACUACAGCGAUUAUGAUGAUGAUGAUAAAUAAACACAAUUUUACUCAUGGUUUCAAAAGCGUUAUUUAACAGUUUUAAUUACAUAACCUAGUACUUCAAAAAAAAUUAUAAUAUGCUCCAGGACCAAAUAAAACCUUGGGCAAAAUUCAAUUUGUUAGACUAAUUGAUUGGAGAUUUCGACUUUUCAAAGAUUUAACUUUAACUUCUAUUUGAUUAUUUAAAAAUUUGAUUCUUCUUAUCAAAUUUCCUUUUCGAUCUAAUUUUUUCAGUUUUUAACUACAGUGUCCCAUGAAACUUGACAGUAGGAAGACGACGCAUGAAGGUCGUCUUUGAUCUUUGAAAUAAUUAGCGAUAUUUAAACGUAAACCUAAUUUUGGUUUUAUUAAUAAAUUGAAAUCUAAAGGAAGUUCUUAAUAUUACCUGGUGAUAUUAUGAGCACAUAAAUGGCGCACCAAAUUAUGGAAAUACCAGGACUAGGAUUAUUUUGGGAUUAUUGCCUUCUAGAAUUUUUAUUCUAAAAUAAAGUUGAGGAAAAAAUGCCGAUAUUUUUUUUCGAAAAUUAAAGUGAACCUUCAAGUCGUCUUGCAACCGUCAAGUUUUGUAACAAACCCUUUCUCUUUUGCUUUUUAAUUAUAUAAAACUGGUCGAAUAUUGUAGAUUGUGCAGACCAGGUUUGUUUCAUCAGUUGUAUACUUUACUUUUUAUGCUCACAGUUUGAACUUCGAACAUUUACGCAAAAUAAAUAGUUAGUAAAA
This is a messenger RNA of Eurytemora carolleeae, 2092 nucleotides long. Its product is annotated as tubulin alpha-3 chain. Lineage: Eukaryota; Metazoa; Arthropoda; Copepoda; Calanoida; Temoridae. Bases 20 to 1369 code for a protein of 449 amino acids. Gene Ontology annotation, biological process: microtubule cytoskeleton organization; mitotic cell cycle. The transcript is spliced from 18 exons. Gene Ontology annotation, molecular function: GTP binding; structural constituent of cytoskeleton. The record is from RefSeq and is a predicted model, not a curated record. Gene Ontology annotation, cellular component: microtubule; cytoplasm.